CAUGACGUCAAAGAACGGAAUGGCGUGAAGGUAUCGACGUGGUUUUCCAACUUUCGAUAAGAUAGACAGUGUCCUGCACGAAACAGGACCGAUCAUUACAGCGAUUUUCACAGAGAAUGUAGCACUCUUAUUAUAGAAGUAUAAAUCAAUAAAGAUUCAAGAUGAGCGUUGAUGCUUACGGACCAAAUUCCCAAACUCUGACCUUCCUGGAUACCGAGGAGGACCUCCUUGGUGCAGAUACACAGGGUUCGGAAUUUGACUUCACCGACUUUACACUGCCCUCACAAACUCAGUCUCAGACACAGGCUUCUCAGAUUGAGACUGGUCAAAGCCAGAGCCAGGCAAAUGAGGUUCCAGUACAGAAUGGCAUUGACGGAACAGUCACAACAAUCACACAGGGUGUUGGGGAGCUACAGUUUGAGGAAGAAGAGGAGGAGGAACAAUUUUAUAUGAAAGAUCUACCCAAACAUGCCUGCGCAUAUUGUGGUAUACAUGAUCCAGCAUGUGUUGUACACUGCAAUACAACCAAGAAGUGGUUCUGUAAUGGUAGAGGUAAUACUUCAGGCAGUCACAUCAUUAAUCAUCUUGUGAGAGCUAAAGCCAAGGAAGUUACAUUACACAAGGAUGGUCCUCUUGGAGAAACAGUGCUUGAAUGUUACAACUGUGCAUGCCGUAAUGUGUUCCUGUUGGGAUUUAUACCUGCCAAAGCAGACUCUGUUGUGGUGCUUUUGUGUAGACAACCUUGUGCCACUCUGAGUAACCUAAAGGACAUGAACUGGGACCCAUCCCAGUGGCAGCCAUUGAUCCAGGAUAGACAGUUCCUGCCUUGGUUGGUGAAGGUACCAUCAGAUCAAGAUCAGAUGCGAGCCCGCCAGAUCUCUGCCCAGCAGAUCAACAAGCUAGAAGAGCUAUGGAAAGAUAAUCCAGAGGCCAACCUCGAGGAUCUGGAGAAACCUGGAGUAGACGAGGAACCUCAGCAGGUCCUUUUAAGAUAUGAUGAUGCCUACCAAUACCAGAGUAUAUUUGGUCCACUGGUGAAGUUAGAGGCAGAUUAUGACAAGAAGUUGAAGGAGUCACAAACCCAGGACAAUAUUGUAACAAGAUGGGAUGUUGGACUUAACAAGAAGAGAAUUGCUUACUUCAAUCUACCUAAAGCAAAUGAUGAGAUGAAGUUAAUGCACGGAGAUGAGCUGAGGUUACGCUACAUGGGAGAGUUGCAUAAACACUGGUCUGGAGUGGGCCAUGUCAUCAAAAUUCCUGACAACCAUAGUGACGAGAUUGCCAUAGAGCUGAAAAGUAAUGCUGGUGUUCCUACUGAAUGUACACACAAUUUUGUUGUUGAUUUUGUCUGGAAAUCUACUUCAUUUGACAGAAUGCAGUCUGCCCUGAAGACGUUUGCAGUAGAUGAGACUUCAGUAUGGGGAUAUAUCUACCACAAGUUACUUGGCCAUGAAGUAGAGGAUGUUGUUAUCAAAUGUCAGCUGCCUAAACGUUUUAGUGCCCCCAACCUCCCGGAACUCAAUCACUCCCAAGUGUAUGCUGUCAAAACCGUACUGCAGAGACCGUUAAGCUUGAUUCAGGGUCCCCCAGGAACUGGAAAGACUGUGACCUCGGCAACAGUUGUAUACCAUCUAGCCAAGCAAAGUAAUGGUCAAGUGUUAGUGUGUGCACCAUCUAAUAUAGCAGUGGAUCAACUUACAGAGAAAAUACACAAAACUGGACUGAAGGUGGUGAGACUGUGUGCCAAGAGUAGGGAAGCUAUAGAAUCACCAGUGGCAUUCCUUGCACUGCAUAAUCAGAUCAGAAAUAUGGACAGCUUGCCUGAGUUGCAGAAGUUACAACAGUUAAAGGACGAGACUGGAGAAUUGUCAUCAACAGACGAGAAACGCUACAGAUCUCUCAAGAAACAGUGUGAGAGAGAACUACUUCAGAAUGCAGAUGUAAUUUGCUGUACGUGUGUUGGAGCAGGCGACCCUCGUCUUGCCAAGAUGCAAUUCCGCUCAGUGUUGAUUGAUGAAAGUACCCAGGCCACAGAACCAGAGUGUAUGAUUCCAGUAGUGCUUGGAUGUAGACAGUUGAUCCUGGUUGGAGACCACUGCCAGCUUGGACCUGUUGUGAUGUGUAAGAAGGCAGCCAGAGCUGGUCUAUCCCAGUCCCUGUUUGAGAGACUUGUUGUGUUGGGGAUCAGACCUAUACGUCUACAGGUGCAGUACCGUAUGCACCCUGCUCUCAGUGCUUUCCCAUCUAACAUCUUCUAUGAAGGGUCCCUGCAGAAUGGGGUCACUCCAGCGGAAAGAAUUCGUAGUAGUUUGGACAUACCGUGGCCUCAGCCAGACAAGCCAAUGUUCUUCUAUACAUCUUCUGGGCAGGAAGAGAUCUCCAGCUCUGGAACUUCCUAUCUCAACAGAACUGAGACUGCCUCGGUAGAGAAAAUAGCAACACGUUUCCUGCGUUCCGGGGUGAAGCCAGAGCAGAUUGGUAUUAUCACACCAUACGAGGGACAGAGGGCCUACAUUGUACAGUACAUGCAAUACAGUGGCUCACUGAACAAGAAACUCUACAUUGAAAUAGAAGUUGCCAGUGUUGAUGCUUUCCAAGGACGAGAGAAAGAUUUCAUUAUCUUAUCUUGUGUCAGGUCUAAUGAACAUCAGGGCAUUGGUUUCCUCAAUGAUCCAAGACGUCUCAAUGUGGCACUUACCAGAGCUAAAUAUGGUAUUAUAAUUGUGGGCAACCCUAAGGUGUUAUCCAAGCAACCACUGUGGAACCAUUUGUUGACCUACUACAAAGAGCAGAGAUGUCUGGUGGAGGGGCCUCUCAACAACAUGAAGGAAAGUCUAAUACAGUUCAGCAAGCCAAGGAAGCUUGUCAACUCUACAAAUCCUGGUGGUCGCUUUAUGAGUAACACAAUGUUUGAUGCCAGAGAGGUGCUUAUACCCGGCAGUAUCUAUGACAGAAGUGUAGGCUACAGGGAGCCAGUGGUACGUACCCAUGACCAGCUUGGUUUUAUUGGACCUGAGAGAGCAUACACUGGACCAGGAAUGAACAUGCCGAUCCCAGUGAACAUGUUUAUCAGCCCUAUGCCACAGCCCUUCCAUCCACCACAACAACCCAUGCAGAUACCUGCAAAUGCACGUGGACGUGGUGGUGGAGGACGUGGACGAGGCAUGCGCACCAAACCACCACGGUAUAGUCAGCACACACCGCAGAGUCAGACAUCACAGCUGACCAACAGUCAGAGCCAGGCUAGUCAGGACAUCUCACAGCCAUUCUCCCAGGGACCGCUAACACAGGGUGGUCUCUCUAUGAGCCAGCCGUUCCAGAUGAGCCAGCCAGGCCUCUCUGGAUUGUCUCAGCCAGAAUUAUCACAGGACAGUUUCCUGGCGGAUGACUUCAAGUCACAGGCUGACGGCAUGUUGUCGCAGGACUCGACAUACCAGGGCGACCGCAUGUUCUAUGCUUCACAGCUCUCACAAGGUCCUUUCAACUAAACAGGAGCUUCACGCCAACUAACAAGGAAAAGGAGAUGUUUGAUGAAGUGAAAUGAUGAGACAUCAUCGUAACCAACGACAACCAGUUGUGUAGAAGGAGAGAGCAGUGUCAGUAUGUCUGACGACAAUGACAACCACUCAGUGACAACAUGGCGUCCAUGCCACACCUACAGUCUCACCAACACCACUCUCAGUGACCGUCUGUCAUCAACAAGCGAUUACAGAAAAAAAUGACUGGUUCCUUUACAAACAUCACAUGACUGUACAUGUGAAAAGAAUGAAACCACAGUCUGGGUUCAUAAAAGAAACAUUUUAAUUAAGGAAUAAAUAGAACCAGACUUGGUGAAUAAUGAGGGCAAACCAGUCUGGUCUAGAAGCUGAUAGAGUGGGAACCAUUCUGAGCAACAGGAAGUGGUGAUACGUCUGCUGACUGUCACAUGGUCAAUGUCAAGGACACUGCAGAUUGAUUUGUUAAUUGCUUGCUACAAUGGAAGUUGUUGGGAUAUCUUGAGAUACUAUUUGAUGGUUCUAACGUGAUUAUAUACAAAUUACAAUUAGAUAUGAUUUGUGUUUUGCUAUUAGAGCUGGUGUGUUUUGAGGGAAGAACGCAUUGGAUUGAAGAUGGGGAUCAAACUGUCAUAUAUAAACUGUUAUAAAAUACUUCCAACAGAACAUAAAAGGAAGACACUUGGAACAUUGUUAAAUCACCAUGCAUAAGUAUACCAAAUGGCUGCGUCGCUCUUCUUCAUGUUGAUUGCAGUAUUAUAUUAAACUUUGAAAAUAGAAAUUUUGUUCCUCAUAAAAAAUAUGAAUGGUGUUUAUUAGAGUCAGUUGUGCAAGUCUGUGAUCAGUUAUGAAUUUGUAAGUCUUUUCUCGAUUAUAGUAAAACAUUAUGUCUUUAAGUUGGUUAAGUACAAACAAGUAAUUUUAUUAAUAGAUUUUAUAGGAGUUGUAUUGAUUUCUUGCAGUUACCAGAGACUGAGAGAGCAGUUGCCUUCUGCAAAAUUUCUUUUUUUUGCUCUCUUCUUUCAAAUGAAUUAUGUAAUCCCAUUUUUUUUUCUUCAGAUUUUCUCAGUAAAAGAAUGUAAACGUUGUUUUUAAUCUGAAAGAUAUGGUGGAGUAGCUUGCUUUGAUAACCAUUUAAUACAUUCUGCUGUUGAUGAAAAAAAGUCAUUUUUUUUUUUUUAAUAGAUUGGACAAGUGCUUUUCAUUGUUUCAGUAGAAUGCAUUUACUUGGGAACUUUAAAUUGGCAGGUACAGUAAAACUUUAAUUGCUGGAUGUUGUAUGGAGAGAUGAGCAGUCCUUGAGGUGUCUGUAGUUUUGGGUUAUCAAAACAGAAAAUAGAAGUGGUAGGGCCUGGGACCAGCAAGUUUGGGUACCCAGAGUCUGAUGCUCGAGCAAGCAGUGUUUCGCUGUACCUUAAUUAUUCAUAAUGAUGACAAAUUUAGAGAGAACUGUUAUCAUGGUUAUGAGACAGAAACAAUACAUUUAGGUAGAGAAUUUUUUACUGGUAUUAAUAAGCUUACAUGCAACUGUGCCAAGAUGGUUCAAUGCUUGAUAUUUUAGUGUUGUGUUGAAUUUGUUCUGUUUUAAUUUGAUUAGUGAAGCAAGAGGUAAAACCUUGGUAUGUAUUUGGUUUCAUUCUUGAAUAAAAUUCAUGAAGAAAAAGACUGACAAUCAUAGACAAAAGUGAGAAAAACGCGUCUUUUAUUUCUGUAAGCAACAUUGUUGUAAGGAGUUGAAAAUUUAUUGCAGAGAAUGAGGUCUAAUAAGUUAUAGAAAUGUGAAUGUAAACAGACAAUUUUGUAGAUGAAUUUACUUUUUUAUGACGGUAUUUUUUUUUAGAUAUAGCUAGUCAUUGACAAUGGCUUUCCAAAUUUUCCAAGUAUGACACUAUAGGUUUUCUUUUGUAUUAUCCUGAUUUCGCCACGCACAAUGUUCGAGUGACUUCGUAUGAUUGAUAUUUUGACAACUUCCAUGGAAUUUGUAUUAUUAUUUUAAGAACAGAUGUGAUGUUAAUGAAUCAACUCUGCGGAUAAGUAAAAAAAGAAAGAAUUCUGUUGUAUGACUGUGUUGAGAAAAAAAUUUUGUUUAGCUUUUCAAAUUGUUUGGAUAAGGCUUGUUAGGUGGAGACUUUGAGAAAUUGAUAUUUUUGUUACAGUUUUCCUUACUGAUAUGCAUGAUCUUCAGUUCAGUGCAUUUUUCCUGCCCCUGUGUAUUCAAUUGAUAGAUGAUUUUAAAUGAUUGUAGCUCUUUGAUCUAAUAACAUGGUUUUCAGCAAAUUAGGUAGAGGUUAUAUAUGCACUGAUAUUCUAACCCUCAUAAUAUUAUACUGCAUAAUCUGCCAUUUUAUUCUUUUAUUGUCCAGUUACAUUUCCACGUAAGCAGUUUCCAGUAGUUAGAGAUAAAUGAAGGGAUAAAUGUAUCUCUGUGAUUUAUUGAGAUCUACAGACUUGUAAUAUGGUGACUUAACACAUUUUGAUUGUUUAUGAGUAAAUGGUUUUCCACCUGAUCGUCAACUAAAAUCUCAAAUUUUUAUGAAAUUCUGAUACAUCAACAUUCCAGCUAUUUUUGUAAUGAUCUGACAGUCUCUAAUUUUUAGAAAUUCUCAUAAAUAAACUUUCCACCUUUUUUUAUAUUGAUUAAUCUCAAAUUUUUGAGAAAUUCUCAUUAAAAAUUUGUCUAUUUUUAUAUUGAUUAAUCAAAAUGAACAUUUUGAGGUAUUCCCAUUACUUCUGGAGACUGCUUAGGUUGAAGUUAAACUAAAUGUACCUGUUUAUAAUCUUAACUUGUAAAGCAUAUAUUUUUGUUCCGUAUACUUACAAACUCUAAAUUGUAGAAAUGUUGAAAGCAUUUGCAUACAGUGUAACAAAAUAUAUGGUUUAUGAGGUAUGAAUUACUUAUGUUCUCUUGUUGUUUUUUUUGUUUCAAAGAGGGUCUUGCGCUUUUGAGUUUCGAUUUGAAGAUUAACCUUGAAACUUACUUUUUGGUUUUUUAUUUUAAGAAAAUAUGGAUAAAGACUGAAAAAGUUAUUGUUCUAAUAGAAGAAAGAAAUUUUCAAUUCUGCUUUAGAUGCUUUAUUAAACAAAUGGAAAAGUUAAGAAUCCUGCUUUGGUUUACUAAAUGCUUUAAUUAACAGUUAGAACUGAUAUUUUCUGUUCUGUAUGUUAUAUAUUAAAAGCUUCAUUUUAAGAUUGAAACAUACCUACACUAACAAGUUGAUAAGUCACUUAUGCCCUGUAUAUACAUUAAUUAACUUGAAAGUAAUAUGUUAUCAAUCAGUUUAACUUGCGUUUCUUAGCCUUAAUUAGAUUCAAUAAAAACAAAGCAAUAAAAUAGAAAAGAAGAAACUUUCACUUUCAUUUAGAAGAGGGAAAUUCUACAAUGAUAUGCAUAAAAUCCUUUGGCUAUAUUUAGAAAAAAAGUUUGGUUACAUGUGAUAUUAAACACUUUAGGGCACUGAUAUUGUUAAAAUUUUAUGGCUUUAUUUCUUUGCUUCAGUUUAAGGUUAGGUAAAUGGUUCAUUUGUUGACAAAUUUAUCUGUUUUAACCUUCCUGUAUGUUGUUAAAAAUUUCAGAUAUAUAUGAAAGUUUUGUUUUCCAGAUUUGACCUUUCUGUCAGUGACCCAGGCAGAUUGUAUAUUCCAUAAAGUAUACAGAGAACGCAAUUUCUUUCAACAUUGGGUGAAUUAUUUAUUUUUUCUAGCAACCCGAUUUGUUUUAAAGUGUUUAACCUGCACUGGAAACGAUUAUAUACCCUUAAAAACUUGAUACUGUUAGAUUAUGUUGCUAAACUGUAUUGUUGAAUAAAGUUUAUUGUGGUUUUCACUACCGGCUUUUCAUUAUUUUAGGCUUUAAGAUUGUGUUUUCAUGUGGAAAUAAAGGCUUCUUAAUGUA
Mercenaria mercenaria is the source of this 7386-nucleotide messenger RNA. Its product is annotated as regulator of nonsense transcripts 1-like. The record is from RefSeq and is a predicted model, not a curated record. Gene Ontology annotation, biological process: nuclear-transcribed mRNA catabolic process, nonsense-mediated decay. Bases 162 to 3488 code for a protein of 1108 amino acids. The transcript is spliced from 24 exons. NCBI's taxonomy places the organism in Eukaryota, Metazoa, Mollusca, Bivalvia, Venerida, Veneridae. Gene Ontology annotation, molecular function: hydrolase activity; RNA helicase activity; RNA binding. Gene Ontology annotation, cellular component: cytoplasm.